Molecule: messenger RNA, 1817 nt
Organism: Nerophis ophidion (straightnose pipefish)
Lineage: Eukaryota; Metazoa; Chordata; Actinopteri; Syngnathiformes; Syngnathidae
Product: protein PFC0760c-like
Exons: 5
Coding region: 744-1535 (263 amino acids)
Source: RefSeq, a predicted model, not a curated record
CCUUCUAUUUUCUGAGCUCAAUGAAGACAAAAGAAACAAACCCGUUUACAAAACAACAGAAUAGUUAGGUUUUAGGUAACAAUGAGAAGCUGGUUUGUUUACAGGAAGCAUCAACCUACCGGUGUUGGUUUCGCCUGCUUUCCUCUAAAACUACACCCCCACUGUGAGAACGCCUAAUGGACGGCAUGUUUUAAUGGUUAUGUCAAAGAGGAACACUGCGACCUGGACACAAGCACUAAGCCGGCAACGCAUCUGUUUGGUAGAUAAUGUCCCAUAACUAAGAGGCUUAAUGAAAUUCUACCAAAAUGAGGGGCGGCGUGCACCGAUCUGUUUGCUGUGACGAAUGGACAGGCUGGGAUCAAAAACAAGAAACGAAAGAAAGUGGUGACGCGUCCUCCACGUCACGUCAACAGAAUAUUGUUUAUCAGCAGAGCAAUAUCCUCGUAAAAGAGCUCACAGGCAGCGAUACAGCGAAGCAACGAAGAUGAUAACGUACCAAUUUACUGCAAAUGCCAAUAAAAAGUGACUCCGGAUUUCAACCGAAUGUAAAGCGGCUGCGGAACAGCACCCGUACAGCAGCGGACUCUUUUCGUCUUUAUUCAAGUAAAUGUGUCCGCUUCCACCGCCUGCGGACCGGACCGUCAACAACAUGCCAAUGACGUUCCAGGGCUAAAUGCAGGCAUUGUCGCGUCCUACCUGCUCAGUGGCCCAGUGGUUAGAGUGUCCGCCCUGAGAUCGGGAAAAUGGACGGGCAAGGCGACGGAGACCACAAUGGUCCAAAUCGUUACCGUAUGUCCAUGCCAAUAGGAGAUCUACCAUCUGAUAGUGAUGAUGAUGAUGAUGAUGAUGAUGAUAAUGAUGACCAUGACGAUGGUGGUGAUGAGGAAGACGUGGAAUCUGUUUUCCUCAUGCAUUUAAUAGUGAAUCAUUACAUGAGGUUCUUUGUAAAUCCGCGAGCAGAAUUGCAACAUCAUCAUAAUACUGAUGAUAUCAAUAAUGUCUAUAUUGAAAACAACCGAGGUAACUUUGAUGAUAUCAUUGAACAUGAAGAUGAGAUGGAGGUCGCUGUCGGGUCCGAGGCUGAGUUGGGAGUCAACAACCUCAUGGACGAGGAGGAAGAACCCCAGCCGGGACCCUCGAGGAACCGAUCGAGAGAUGACGACGAAGAGGAAGACGAACUGAGAAGCAGCAGCAGAUAUUUCCGAUGGUGGCACGAGUUCGAUAACAGUUCUGACGGCAGCACUGACUUAGAUGCCGACGAGCAGGACGCUCAGCCCGGCGGAUCCAAGAAAAGGUCGAGGGACGACCAGGAUGAGAAUUUAAGACUGCAGGGGGACUUGUCCCUCAUGACUCUCAGCGGCCAUCACGCCCACGCCAAGAACUCUGUGAUGGACGAACAAGGAGCUUCUAAAAUGGGAGAUUAUCCCUUUGUGGAGCCAGAGACUGCGGAAGACGCGCUACUGCUGCAUUUGGAUGAACGGGCGAGAGAAAGCUACGACAAAGAAAAGUGCGGCAAAAAAAGGUUCAAGAAAUGAGAUUCAGUGUAUAGUGAUAGUAUAUUGCAAAAACAUUUCUAUUACUGAGUCAAAUACUACAACGUAUACUCGUGCCAGGCAACUGUCCUUAUUAAUUCUGCAAUGACUGCUCUGAUCAAUGCAAACAAUCUAAUUGAUACACUAGGUCCCAGGCAAGGAUGUUGAAAGUACUCAAGCGUAGAUGUUUUGUGAAAAGUGAUCACUGAGAAAAUUGCUCUUUUACAUUCUAUGAACAAUACAAACAACAAAUAGAAAUAAAGGUAGACACUGGGAAAAAUAACA